This is a messenger RNA of Coregonus clupeaformis (lake whitefish), 6108 nucleotides long. Its product is annotated as C2 domain-containing protein 5-like. NCBI's taxonomy places the organism in Eukaryota, Metazoa, Chordata, Actinopteri, Salmoniformes, Salmonidae. Gene Ontology annotation, biological process: protein localization to plasma membrane; intracellular protein transmembrane transport; positive regulation of vesicle fusion. The record is from RefSeq and is a predicted model, not a curated record. Gene Ontology annotation, cellular component: plasma membrane. Bases 1239 to 5075 code for a protein of 1278 amino acids. The transcript is spliced from 28 exons. Gene Ontology annotation, molecular function: calcium ion binding; calcium-dependent phospholipid binding.
AAUCAAAUAGCUACAUAUUUCUUGGUAUGACCAUCUUAAAAUAAUUCCAUAUGUUAGUUUAGUAGUAGUCUGGCGUUGGCAUAUCUCCAAAGUCACAUAGCUGCCAUGCCUCUCUUGGAGGUCUGGAUAAUUUUGAAUGGCAAAAACGGUUUGAAUGGUCCGCUGGCUCCCAGCAACAAGAUUUUGAUUGGAUGUUACAUUUCAAGAACCCUCCCACACAUGUAUGUUGGUGGUAAAUCACAGAAAAUAGAUGUGGAAGCUGCAGAGAAGUAUUUGAUCAUAUGAGAUUUGACUUUAGUGGUGGUGUCCCGUCCUUCCAGGCCGUUGGCAUGGUGCAGGAGCAGAUGGGGUCAAAGUAGUGGAAUGGGGUAGUGGGUUUUUAAAUGAGUGUAAGGUUAGUUGGACUUUUUCUUUUCUUUUCACCUUUUCCCAUUUUGUUUCACGAAGCAUCAUGGAUUUAAAUAAUAGUCCAGUUGGAGGCGGUAAUACAACAUUUUGGAUUCCAACCGCCGUUAAACUCCAAAGAAGAAGAAGAAUGACGUCUGUUGGUGCUAUGUUCAUCACUGUUUUCAGACCAGGAAGGACACAUUUGACCUUAUGCUAGUUUGCAACAUUGCAGAAAAAAAACGUAAUUCUGUUUUGUCAGAAGUGUGCUCUAUACACAAAAUCGACAUACAUUUUAAUCGGCGAUUUCCCUGCCAUCCUCAACAUAGACUUAAAAAUAAUCCUCACGCGCUGUUGCAGACCGCCCCUGUGUGUACAAUUCAUUAUCAAGUAGAACAGACAACCAGCAGGCUCUCGACCUCGUAGGGUAAGAGUUGAAUCCCCCUGUCCUAGUGAGUAAUCCCAACCCUACUUUUUACUUUGGCACCUAGAAUAGUGGACUUUUAUUUUGAAAGAUUCCGAAACGGCGUUACCCGGAACUACUUUUUAGUGUUACUGCCGAGACGCUAGCAUUUUCCAUUCGUCGAGUCGGGGAUGUUAGCCGCAAUGUGUCUACAGUGUAUUUGCAUUUUUUAUUAGCUAAUUAUCAACUUAACAGAAGUAACGUUUUUGAAGCAGUGAAUGGCCAUAUAGCGUCGAAGAGUGAAUUAGCCAACUCCAACCGGUAUUUGAGAGGAGAACCCUUCUGUCAUGUUUGGGAGAGAGGCGGAGGUCAGGCGCGCGGGUUGUCAACAAUGUCCAGCUGAAAAAACGCUGCUGGGUCCCCAACUUUCUCGUUAAGACAAAGCUGAAUCAUGCCGGGGAAGUUGAAAGCUAAGAUCGUGGCAGGGCGCCACUUACCAGUCAUGGACAGAGCCAGCGACCUCACUGAUGCCUUCGUAGAGGUCAAGUUUGGCAACACAACUUUCAAAACAGACGUCUUCCCCAAGUCCCUUAACCCACAGUGGAACUCAGAGUGGUUCAAAUUUGAGGUGGAUGAUGAGGACUUGCAGGAUGAGCCAUUACAAAUCACAGUGUUGGACCAUGACACUUACAGUGCCAACGAUGCAAUAGGGAAGGUCUACAUUGACAUCGACCCUCUGCUGUCCUGCGAGGCUGCUACUGUCAUCUCUGGAUGGUUCCCCAUCUACGACACUAUACACGGUAUCAGAGGGGAGAUUUAUGUUCUGGUGAAGGUGGACCUCUUCAAUGACCUGAACCGCUUCAGACAGUCCUCCUGUGGUGUCAAGUUCUUUUGUACAACGUCCAUCCCGAGGUGUUACCGCGUGGCGCUGGUCCAUGGCUUUGUUGAGGAGCUGGUGGUGAACGAGGACCCAGAGUACCAGUGGAUUGACCGCAUCAGAACCCCCAGAGCUUCUAACGAGGCCCGCCAGAGACUCAUCUCUCUCAUGUCUGGUGAGCUGCAGAGGAAGAUAGGUCUGAAGGUGUUGGAGAUGGGUGGUAAUGCGGUGGUGGGGUACCUGCAGUGCUUUGAUCUGGAGGGAGAGUCAGGUCUGGUGGUCCGAGCCAUCGGCACCGCCUGCACUCUGGACAAACUCAGCCCUGGGACUGCUCCAAACACCACCACACAUACCAACACACAUACACUCCCCAACACUGCCCCCACAUCCAAUGCCUGCAACUCCCCCUCCAAGGACAGCAAAGAGCCCGUGUUCAGUGAGGACCCCCCCCCCCCCCUCUCCGUCCCACCCACGCCUCUCAGAACCCUCCCUUCCUCCUCCUCUCCUCCUCCCUUCUCUCCAUCCAAGCCAUGCAGUCGCCAGUCCUCCUCCUCAGACACAGACCUCAGUCUGACACCCAAGAUGGUGACCUCCUCCCCAGAGAGAUUUGUGUCUCGUCCUGGGAUCUUCCUCUGUCCCAGUUCCCCAGCCCUCUCCUCCGAUUCCCCGUCCUUUCCUCCCUCUGGGCUAAUCCUGUGCAGCAUUGGGUCUGCCCUCAUAACCUACACCCCACCCCCUCUCCCCUCUCUCCAAUCAGAGGGGUCCGUGUUGAGAAAGAGUGUAUCAUUCAGUGAAGAGCUGAUGCUGGCGUCCUCCGGGACGGGGAGUGUGGGCAGCGUUGGAAAAGAGGUGGGGCCUCUGAAGACCCUCCUCAGACAGCAUACCCAAUCAGCUCUGGUGCAGAGGGAGUUCCCCUUCUUCACGUUGACCUGUUUCCCCCCUGGCUUCUUGGUUCACGUCGGGGGAGUGGUCAGCACCCGCUCGGUCAAGCUGCUUGACCGCAUACACAACCCCGACGAGCCGGAGACGAGGGACGCGUGGUGGGAGGAGAUUCGUCAGGAGAUCAAGUCUCAUGCCAAAGCCCUGGGUUGCCACGCUGUUGUGGGAUACAGCGAGAGCACCAGCAUCUGUGAGGAGGUGUGUAUCCUGUCUGCAUCUGGCACGGCAGCCAUGUUGAAUCCCAGAUUCAUGCGUGAGGGCUGUCUGGACACUGGCGGCAGCGACCACAGGUUGUCACGGCAACCGCACCCCAGCAUGGUGGGGUCGGAGAGGGGCGAUGGGGAAGUUAGCUCAACUUGGCUGGGGUUUGAGGAUGCGUCGCCCCCUAGCUGCGGGUUUUGUCACAUCCCGUAUGAUGAGUUCAACAUGCCGUUCCCAGCUCAGCUCACAUACUGCUACCACUGUAGGAGACAGAAGGUCCCUGACGUGCUCUUUACUACCAUAGACCUACCUGCUGAGGCUGCUGUUACUGGAAAGGGCUGCCUCAUACAGGCCAGGUUGUGUCGUACGAAGAAGAAGGCCCAAGGGGAGGUGAACGCUACAGCCAUCUCUAACCUCCUCCCCUUCAUGGAGUAUGAGCUCCACACCCAGCUGAUGAACAAACUCAAGCUGCGCUCCAUGAACGCUCUGUUUGGACUCCGCAUUCAGAUCAGUGUGGGAGAAAACAUGCUCCUGGGACUAGCUUCUGCAACAGGCGUGUACUUGUCAGCGCUGCCAGCUCCAGGUGGUAUCCAGAUAGCUAGUAAGACCCCCAGUGACCUGAGCUACGACCAACACAUCUCCACCAUGCAGAAACGCAUCAAUGACACCAUCGCCAAGAACAAGGAGCUCUACAACAUACACCCCCCGAAGUUAUUUACGUUGGACCCUGAGGCAUUCACCAGCCUGAAUACGGAGUGUAUUGAGGAGGUGGUGGGGUCUCCUAUCCCUGACAGACAGCGGUCCAGCAGACUGUUCAGGUCUACCUCUGAGAGUUCAGACGAGCUGUCAGAACUAGACCUUUCCCACGGCAAGAAGGAUGCCUUCGUACUGGAGAUUGAUGACACUGAUGCAGUAGAGGACAUCCAAUCCCUACUCACUGAUGCCCCCAUACCUGCAGGGUUCUACAGCUGUAACACGGAGGUCAUGCCUGGGAUUUACAACUGGACUUCAGGACUACAGAUGUUUACGUCUGUCCGGGUCUACAGACUCAGUAAUGCCAAUCUGACCAACCAGGGCCUAAACAAGAUCUUCACUGACCUCUGUGAGAACUUGCUCAAAAGUCUAUACUUUAAGCUGCGUUCCAUGAUCCCCUGCUGUCUAUGCCAUCUCAACUUCACUGUAGCCGUACCAGAGGAAGAACUCAUACAGGUGGCGGUGACAGCCGUAGCCAUGAGUUUUGACAAGGAGACUCAGCAGGCAGUCACCAAGGGGAGUGGUGAGAAUGAGGAGCAGCUACAGUUUUCUAUGGAGCUGUGUGGAGAGUCAACGUCCUCCAACAACCAGCCUACAGCCAAACCUUCAGGUGUUCCUGAGAGUGUCAUGGUCCACUCCUCGUCUCGAGGUAAGCCCCAUCCCACCCCCUCCCGGCUGCCAUGGCUACCACGGUCCUGUUUUAAGUUCUCAUCCUUUUGUUCUCCUGCUCCGCCCCCAACCUCAUCCUUUAUUUAUUGUAUUUUUUUGUCCCAUGUUCUUUUCUUUAUGUGUGUCUGUAUUAUGCAUUAUGUUAUGUUGUGUGUAUGCGGUUUUCGGUACUUGUGUGCGCACGCGCAUAUAUGCGGUGUGGAUGUUGUGUUCUCUCUCUCUGUUUGUGUGUGUGUGUGCAUGUAUGCGGUGUGUGUGUGUGUGUAUUUUUCUCCAGCUCCCUCGGUUGAUUACGGUUCCUUUGCAGACAGAUGCAGCACCUGGCUAGAGCUGCUUAGGCUGAAAGCUCACACCAUAAGACGAGGAUCAGUUAAGACAAUCUCGUCUUCAGAGCGCUGCAGUCCUCUCCCAGAGGGGCGGUCCCGGUCUCUACGCUCCACCAGGUCGUUGCCGUGCAGUGCCCCUGUUACCGUGGUGAAGAUGACUCCUCUGUCCUUCCUUCCCGGGACGCGCAUUGUGAAAUACUUGGGAAUCAUCAACAUGUUCUUCAUUAGGGAGACCACAUCACUACGAGAGGAGGGGGGUGUAAGUGGGUUCCUCCAUUCCUUCAUAGCGGAGGUGUUUGCCAUGGUCCGUGCCCAUGUUGCAGCUCUGGGGGGCAACGCCUUAGUGUCAUACAGCAUGAAGGAGUGUGUCUUCAUGGAAAACCCCAACAAGAACCAGGCUCAGUGUCUGAUUAAUGUUAGUGGUGAUGCUGUUAUCUUCAUCAGAGAAUCAGACCAAGAGGCCAUACCCCCUCUGUUGACCAGCAGACAGACCAGCAGCACUGGGGCUGAUGGGACCACAUGACACACACACACACACACACACACACUUGAGUCUAGCCAUCCAAAUAAUCGGGAUUUGUGUCUGCCUUAAACAGAUGGACGUCAUAAGGUUAGGUAAGACCCCAAAAGUUACACAUGCAAACAAACACGCAGAGGUAAUGGAGAAAUUGUCUCUUAAUUGUCCAUUGAGGUUCUCUACAGAAGCCAUUUAGAGAGGCAGUCUGUCAUGUCGCUGUCUCUCUGUCUGUUUGUGAUAUUAUAGACAUUCCAAAACAUGGUGAAGCUUUAUGCAGCUAAAAGACCGAUCCUUCUCCAUCCAGUCUCAGCAGUCACUAGCCAGCCAUGCUAGAGUGGACAGGGUAUUCAUUAGUGGACAGCCAUGGGAGAGAGGACAGGGAAGUUACUAGAUGACCAUGUUAGAGAGUACCAUACUCAGUACAGGGUAGUAACUACUGUAGAUGGCCAUGAUAGAGAUUGUAGAAAUAAAAGUAUUUUAAUUGUCUGUCAGACUAUUUUUUGGCCAACACACACACACAUACACACACACACACACACACACACACCCACCCUGUGGACAGCCUCCUGCCAUACUCCUGGCUGUCCUGACUGCAGCCUUCCAGGUCUCCAUACUACUGAACUCUCCUGUCUUUAACAAUCAUGUAAAUGCUGGAAAACAAACUAAUUGCGAUGACACAUUUUUGUUCAUUGUUUAUAUGCCACUUUUGUUUGUGUAAAUGUGCUCUACUAUCAGAUUUGAGUAUUUUUAUAAUGUAAAAUGAUAUUUGUGGAGUCUAAUUUUGCAUGUCUAAUGAAAUCCUGGAAGUUUGAUUUAUACGGUAUAAGAGAAGUAAGGGUACGGUGAUCUGUUCUACUGUUAAUUAAUAUAACCUGUCUCUUUUGCUGUAAGACUUGAAUGUACAUACAUACAUAGGUUGUGUUGCUUAGUGUCUGCAUGUAUCUAUUAUUGCCAUGACUGUCUGUUUGCUCGUUGCCUGAGAUAAUCAGUCCUUCACAAUAAACUAAACUAGUCCUGUUGACUAGUUACCUUAUUCCUA